Molecule: messenger RNA, 1545 nt
Organism: Hibiscus syriacus
Lineage: Eukaryota; Viridiplantae; Streptophyta; Magnoliopsida; Malvales; Malvaceae
Exons: 3
Coding region: 1-1545 (514 amino acids)
Molecular function (GO): catalytic activity
Source: RefSeq, a predicted model, not a curated record
AUGCUGAUUGUUUUCGAAUUUGUGUGUGCCUUAAUUGUGGUAUCUAGUUUAUUUGUUCUUUCCUGGAAUGUCCGAGGAUUGGGGAAAUUUGAAAAGAUAAGAGAUGUCUAUAAGGUUUUUGAAUCGAAUAGGGUGAAUUUGAUUAUGCUACGGGAAACAAAGGUCUCUGAAAUUAGUGGCUAUUUCCAAAGAAGAUUAAAGGGUAAAUUUGAUAGGGAAUUAGCUUUUGCGCUUGCUGAAGGGGCCUCGGGUGGACUAAUCUCAUUGUGGGAUAGAAAUGUAUAUGAUGAAAGCUGCAAAAUUAUUUUUAGGAGGAUGAUAGCACUCAAAGGGAGGUUAGUGUCAAAUAACAGGGAGAUAGGAGUAAUUAAUGUGUAUGGGCCGAAUGUGCAAGGGGAAAUGAGAGAAUUUUUUGAGCAAUUGAUCACUGUGAUUUCUGAUUGGAAUAUUCCUGUGAUAGUGGGGGGUGAUUUUAAUGCAGUUAGGAUGGAGUCCGAAAGAUUAGAGGUUCAAGUUCAAUCCACUGCGAUGGAGAUUUUUGAAGAAUUUAUUACUGCUUCUGAGUUGUUUGAGGUACCAAAUCUGGGUAGUUUGUUUACAUGGUUUAGGGGAGAUGGGAAUGUGGUAGCGAGUAGGCUUGAUAGAUUUUUAAUAUCUACCGAAAUAUUUAGUUUGUUUCCUCAAUUGAUGCAAGUUUCACUUCCCAGGAGAUUAUCUGACCACAAACCUAUUGUUCUAAAAGAGAGUAGAUUAAAGAUCAUUAGACCAUUUAAAUGGUUUAAUUAUUGGGCUGAUGAUCCUAUUCUGGCCAAAACAAUCAGAGAAUUAUGUGAAUUUAAUAGAGGUAAAGGUAUGAAUAAAAUUCUGCUGCUGGUGAAGAAAGUGACCAAGUCGGAGAUUUCUGUUUUGAAGGCAAGUCUAUGGGCUGUUAUGAGGAAGGAAGAAUGGUUACAAAAAUCUAGGCUUAGGUGGUUUAAAGAGGGUGAUAAAAAUACAAAAUUCUUCCAUCUCUCAGCAGUAACAAGGGGUAGAAAAAAUCAUAUUACAAAGCUGAAGGUGCAGAAUUCUGUUGUUAAAAAUCAGGCCAAAAUUCAACAAGCUUUUGUUAACUAUUUUCAUGAUGAUUAUAAUGAGUAUAAAACAAUUCCAUUGAAGAGAUUCGAUAUCCCAUUUAAGAAAAUUAAUGCUGCCACUAGAAGGAUUAUGGAGAGUCUUUUUUCGGAAGAGGAGAAAGUAGAGGCCAUUUCUCCUGAUGAGUCCAGACCAAUUUCAUUGGUGGGUAGUUUAUACAAGAAUGUAUCUCGUGUAUUGGCGAAAAGGCUGGGUAGUUGUCUUGCUGAAGUAAUUGUAGAGAACCAAUUUGCGUUUAUUGUUGGAAAACAGAUAGCUGAUUGUAGUUUGAUUGCAAACAAAGUCAUAGAUGGGCUGUCAAAAAGAAAGAAGGAAGCAGUUUUGAUUAAGGCAGAUUUUAGUAAAGCCAAUGAUACGGUUGAUUGGUGGUUUUUGAAUCUGAUUCUGAAGAAAAUGGGCUUCGGUAGAAGAUAG